Molecule: messenger RNA, 1716 nt
Organism: Penicillium cosmopolitanum
Lineage: Eukaryota; Fungi; Ascomycota; Eurotiomycetes; Eurotiales; Aspergillaceae
Product: F-box domain protein
Exons: 5
Coding region: 1-1716 (571 amino acids)
Molecular function (GO): protein binding
Source: RefSeq, a predicted model, not a curated record
AUGUCGAGUGAUGUCAUUAUGGUGAUGGCUUCAUCCCAUGCCAGUGGAGAUACUAACAGCCGAAUCAGCCUGAACCUGUCAUACCUGUAUCAUGGGGUGCAAUUGGACGAAUCUCCGCGCCAAAAGGAGGAUACGACAUGGAUCAGCACCAAUGAAACACUGACCCUCGACUUUGAUGAACGGGCGGCUGCGGGGCACGCGACCGAGGCAUCGCCCGCCAACUCGCCCCGCCCGUUGAGAACCACCGGCCGCGAUUAUACGCGCAAGCUACCCCGACCAGUGCUGGCCUACAUCUUUGCCCUUACUUGUCCACACACCCUCGAUGAGUCCUACGAUACCUCCGAGGAGUCUAUGAGCGAUGGCUGCAUGCUCUGUGACAUGCGUGAUCUUGCGCAUUGUGCUCAGGUCUGUAAGCGGUGGUUCAUCGAGGCCCGCGCGCUGCUUUAUACCCAUGUCCGUAUCGAUCCUGUCCACUACUGUGAACUCGAAGUUCAACUCGCCGCCAGGCGAAAGCGUCGCUCUUUCUUUGAUCGCAAUGGCGACCCUAUCGAUGCCCCUCAGGUCCGCCUGGAACUCUUCAUGCGCACCGUCCGAGAAGACCAGAAACUGGCCAAUAUGGUCCUGUCCCUCCGGAUGCCAUACAUGACCCGAGAAGCCAACAAGGCGAACAUCGCCCGGACGAUCUCCGUGCUCCACAACAUUCGCUUCGUCGAUCUGCCGUCCGGCCUGUUCAGCGAUGAACCUUCGUGUACCGCGUUGAAGCAGGAAUUGAUCGUCCAGUGUCCUGAUCUCCGUCGUACUAGCUAUCGACAUGGAUCGGAGGGGAGCUUCGCCCGACUACCAGGCGCACAACUCUGGACCAACCUGGAGAAACUGGAGUUAUCCGGCCUACAGAUCGAAGCCGGCAUCCUACGCAAUGGGUUGGCCUCGUUCUCACGUCUGCGGGACCUGACUCUGGACGACCUCCCUUGGCUUGAUGAUACGGCAUUCGUCAUGAGACCUCCUCACCCACCUAUUCCCCCGCUCUUGCAUUUAACUAUUCGAGAUACCCCGAACUCUCUGACUAUCGCUUCCACCGGCGUCCUUCCCUCCACAAUUCAUCAGAUUCUCUCCACCGCUCCAAGACUCACAAGUCUCUCCAUCAUCCAGGAAGUCCACCGGUCCUUCCCGGCAGAGCAGAUCCCCCAAUUGACUUCCAAGUCCCUGCGUCUACUUCACUACGAGAUCACCUCUGAAACCGAGACACACGGACUACCCCCAGUCGCAACCUCGUAUUACACUUACCUCAUAUCAUCCCUUAUGUCUCGCUCUCUUCCGGCUCUACGCGAUCUCUACGUGCGGGAUGCCAAUUUCCCCGACACACUUCUGCUAGCCCCACCACCCAGGAUCUUCGGUGGAGGCGGCGGGAACGGACCGCAGCCGAGAAACCGAGGACUGACACAACCCCUGAAUGUAUAUAGUAAAGGUCUCGACGAAUUGGAGUGGAACUUCACUCCGUACGACCCCGGCGUCCUACCUGGACGAGGCGGCGCAAAUACCCGUCCGGUCAGUUUCCACGAAGCACAGCUGAACCGCUCCUGGGGCGGCGAGUCGCGCAAGAGCGUGCUGGUAGGUAAUGGCUUUGGCGGGUUCCUGGCUGUGCCGGCGGAUGAGGAUGAGCGUCCGAAGAGUAGUGGAGGAUAUAAGCGAUCGAGCAAGGUGGAUAUAUGGCGAUGA